This is a messenger RNA of Mytilus californianus (California mussel), 6792 nucleotides long. RefSeq names its product chitin synthase chs-2-like. Gene Ontology annotation, molecular function: chitin synthase activity. The record is from RefSeq and is a predicted model, not a curated record. Lineage: Eukaryota; Metazoa; Mollusca; Bivalvia; Mytilida; Mytilidae. The transcript is spliced from 16 exons. Bases 265 to 4641 code for a protein of 1458 amino acids. Gene Ontology annotation, cellular component: cell periphery; cell septum.
CGUCGCAAUAUAUAAUUCAGAGGCAUAGAUGUUGAUAUCAAGUGUAAAAACAAAACUUUAACAUGAUACGUCUAUGCUUUAAACAUAGCUUGAAUGACAGUUAAGGUAGUUUUAACACCCUAAAGAAUUUACAAUGACACAAAGGUCUGAGAAAUUAACUUCCUUCUUACGCAGCCAUCGAGCCUAGUAGCAGUAAAACAGCAAAUUUGUGGAUUAUAUCAAACUUAACUGCAGUUAAGAUCGAAAUUUUGAAAAGAACCAAUUAUGACUGAUACAAUUCCUACAAAUAGUCCCAAAAGUAAAAGCACAGAGGCCACUGAAUCUUCCGGAAAAGAAAGCGACCCAUAUGAGGAGCAACUAAGAGAUUCGAAUUGUCCUACACCAGAGAAAAUUUUAAAAGUGUGUUUUGCCAUAUUUCUGUUUAUCAUAGUGAUCUGCAGUGGAUUUGUUGCAAGAAUAUCACUUCAUAUCCUCAUAUGGCACACGAGUCCUCCAUUACCGUCAGGCAGGGACAAACUUGGUACACUCGGUGGUUUGUUGGAGUCCAACUGUUCUCGGUGUUCCUCAAAUAACACAACAGCUUGCAAAUUGGACGCUUUUCAGGUUGACGAAUCUUGGAUAUGGGCAGUAUUCCUUGUCAUCAUUGCACCCUACUUAUUAACAUUUUUUUCCACGUUUUUUAGAAUUUGCUUUAAAUCGAAUAAAGCAAUUAACUGGAAAAUACUAUUUGUGGCACUGGUUAUCGAAACAAUCCAUUCUGUUGGUCUUACAAUCUUAGCAUUCGUCAUAUUACCUGUAUUCGAUCCUGCAUCUGCUUCUGUUGUCUAUAUGUCUGUAGCAGUGAUACCGUCUGUAUUAGAUGUUAUUGAUAAACUGGCAAGCAGACAAGGGACUCAAGUUUCUCACAGUUUUCCUUUGUGCAACGAGUCCAAAAAGAUCUCAGUUAUAUUUCCUGUUAUAGGGGCGGUUUUUCAAAUGACUGGAAUUGGAUUUGUUGCUUGGUACAUAAAACAUGAUUUGAUGGUCGGCUUGUUUGUUAUAGCUAGCAUUUUUGUUUCUAUAAAAUAUUGGGAAAACUUUAUUAGCAUUAAACAGAACUCUCAAAAUUUGAAUCAUUUUAAAAAGCUGAAAUUCGAAUUACAAACUGGCCGGACUAAGGUAACAUGCCUUGUAAGCAUAUGGAAGAUUGUUAUAACUUUUCUUGUAGUAAUUGCUGUUUUUUGUGUACGAUCAAAUAACUCAAUUGAUGGUUUCAAAUCUCUCUUUAAUCAUGGAAUGUCGACUUUAUAUGCUUUAUUUGGUACGCAAGAAUUUGGACGAAAUUCAAUAUGCCAAGGUCAUGUGCCAUUUUUAAUAGCUAUGGUUACCAUUGUAUGUGACUAUUUGUGUUACAAAGCUUCCAAAAUCGUCUGUGUCAUUAACUGUCAAAGGUUCGCUUUCAGUCCUAUAUUAACUAUGAUACCAAUUGUUACAACUAUGUCCUUAGUUGGUCUAAUGUAUGAUCCAAAUUUUCUAAAAAUUGAGUCAUGUGACUUAUUUUUUUCUGACUGGUGUGUGAGAGGAAUUGAUAGGCUACCAAAAAGUUGCUUAGAAAUCUUGAUUGCGUUCAUAUUAUUUACUGUCUCCAUGAUUUUCAUAACAAGGCAUAUAUGGAAAGUUGAUGGAUGCAAGCAUGGAGAGACAUCGAGGAUAUUUGUGAUGCCAUUCUAUUGUGGAAUGUUUAUAGACCUUUCAUUGGCAUUAAAUCGUCGAAGAAGCGACAAAGAAUAUGACAUAGUUCUAGGCACGAAAGAAGAAGAUGAAACAAAUGGAACCGAGAAGAGGAAAAUGCUGUAUGCAUGUUGUGCAACAAUGUGGCACGAAAAAGCCGAAGAAAUGGAACAGUUGUUGAAGUCUUUGUUCAGUUUAGACCACAGACAGUACACAAACGACUUGCAUGCUAAAGGAACAAAGGAUGCAGAUGAUGUAGAAACUUUUGAUUUUGAAGGACAUAUUUUCUUCGAUGACGCUUUUGAUCCUAUAAAAGAAGGAGAAAAAUGUGCUGAUGUCAAUAAAUAUGUAAAAUGGCUAAUCAGUGCUAUGCAUAAAGUUGGAAGCUCUUUUCAUAAAAGAAGAAUAUUAUUUGAUGGUGGCGAUAUGUUGAGAACACCAUAUGGCGCACGGAUAACUUGGAAACUACCAGGAGGGAAUGAUUUAGUCGUUCAUCUAAAGGAUAAGAACAAAAUACGGCACAAAAAACGAUGGAGUCAGGUGAUGUACAUGAAUUAUAUAUUAAAAUGGAAGUUGCAAAACAAGUUCGGCAGAUCUGGCCUUCAAGAUGCAGCAGAAAAUACGUUUCUCUUGGCCCUUGAUGGAGACGUCAAAUUUGAGCCAGAAGCAGUUCUAAGCUUAAUGAGACGAAUGAACAAAUCAAAAAUCGUUGGUGCUGCAUGUGGGAGGAUUCAUCCAAUCGGUACAGGUCCUAUGGUGUGGUAUCAGCAAUUUGAGUAUGCAAUCAGUCAUUGGUUACAAAAAGCAACAGAACACGUGAUUGGCUGUGUAUUGUGCAGUCCUGGUUGUUUUAGCUUAUUUCGUGGUUCUGCACUAUUACACUCCGACACUCUGGAAACGUAUACAACCGUAGCCUCUGAAGCUAAACAGUAUGUUCAGUAUGACCAAGGCGAGGAUAGAUGGUUAUGCACUUUGCUUUUAAAGAAAGGAUGGAAAAUUGAGUAUUGCGCAGAAUCGGAUUCAUACACUUCUGCACCUGAAGAGUUUUAUGAAUUUUUCAAUCAGCGUCGUAGAUGGACUCCUUCUACAAUGGCAAACAUUCUAGAUUUAAUCUUAGAUUAUAAGAAAAUAACGAAAACAAACCAAAAUAUUUCGUUCUUGUACAUAGUCUAUCAUGUCUUCCUGUUUGUAUCAACAUUACUUACACCAGGCUCAAUAUUCAUGCUGAUAUUAGGCGCUAUUAUUUUGGGAUUUGAAGCAAUUCCACCAUGGCUGGCACUCAUUCUCAACCUCAUUCCUGUUGGCAUAUUUAUAUUGAUGUGUUUAUAUGCGUCAUCACAGAAACAGCUUCAAUAUGCCGCCGUUCUGUCUGCAGUAUAUGUGAUAGUGAUGGUUAUUGUCAUGAUUGGUGUAAUAAGAGAUGCUUUAAAUGAGGGUCUAUGUUCGAUUACUACCAUCUUACUGUUGUUUGUAGCCGGAGUGUUUGUUAUAUCAGCAUUAGUGCAUCCAAAGGAGUUUUUGUGUAUAAUGCCAGGACUUCUGUACUUCGUGGCCAUACCAUCGAUGUCUAUGCUAAUGUUCUUGUAUUCUAUUGGAAAUUUACAUAUUGUUUCUUGGGGAACAAGGGAAACUAAGCAAAAAACCGAAUCUGAUUCCCCAAAGAAGACUCAUACACCAGAAAAAGAAGAAACCGGAUAUUUUUGUUCACUUGGUAAUUUUGUUAGCUGUAUAUUUUGUCCAACAAACAAAUAUACCAAAGAAGACUUUCUGUAUACCAAUAUGAUUAAUGAAGUGAAUGUUUUGGUGAACAAGAACGAGAAUCAAGAAGGGGAAGACAAAAAUGAAAAAGAUAUAGAGCGUGGGGAAGGAGUGGCUGAAGACUCAGAUUUGUGUACUGGAAAACAUGAUGAACGAAAACAUUUAAACGAGGAACAAAAGGAUGAAAAUAAGGAUGAUAAUGAAAAGCAUUACUAUUUCGAUAAUGCAGCACCAAAGAUUCCUAAGGACGAACGGAAAUUUUGGAAAUCAAAAAUUAAGCGAUAUUUAAAGCCAUUAGAAACGAAUAAAGAACAAGAGACCAAAGUGCAAGAAGAACUAAUUGAAUUGCGAAACAAAGUGUCACUGUUCGUUUACUUGUUAAAUGCAAUCUUAGUUACAGUUAUGUUUGGAUUAACCCAAGUUAACACUUUCAAGGAUUCUUUGUCUUUAUCCAUAAUAUGUGAUAAUAAUCCAGUUUCGAUAGUGCCAAUAGCUUUACUGUUUGCUGUUGUCUUUGGUUUGCUACUUUUGAUUCAAUUUCUCUGUAUGUUAUACCAUAGAUUUUCUACAUUGAUACAUAUAUCAGCAAGCACUGAUAUCAGAGAAAGUAACGAAAUUAAAGAGGCAAAAAUGGAUAUGAAGAUUGUUGAACUUUUGGUGUCUCCAGAAGCUUCAUUACCAUCAAAACAUGAACCCACUUGUGAUAAAGCAAAAACUAUUCCAAAUGGAAAUAGACAAGUGCUACCAGAAAAAAUCAUACCGUUAAAAGACCUUGAUGCUGUUGUUGGAGCAAAUGCUGAACACCUUCAAGGUGCAUUAUAUCAGAAGCACAGAAAACUAGUGGAACAGGUCAUGGGUAGAUGGGCAAAAAAGGCGAAAUAUGUUAAUAAUGAUAAACCAGGUAUGUUACAGCUCGUUCAAGAAGCUACAAAACAGAAAUUAAUUGGUCUUAAGAAACAUAAGGACAGCAAAGAAGAUGUUAUGACAGAAAUACCUGCUACCAAACGAACAAACGGAAACAAGGUGAAGCCAGUAGGCAGUCCAGAACAAAAAAGAAAACUUUCGUCAUCAUCAAUUUCAAGUCAAAACGAGGUUAAUGCUCAAAAGGAAAAUGACAAUGAUUCUCUAAGUGAAAGUUACAAUGGUCCUGAUACUAAUGACUCGAAUGUUUAACAAUAAUAAGUUAUGCUUAGAUUUUUAUAUGACUAAUGCCAAUAAUGGCUGUAGUUUUUAGUAGAAAGGACUUUUUUAUUUAUAGCCAUUUUUUUUAUAUCGUUUAUACUCCUUUUUAAUUAUAUUCAUAAUAGACUGUUAAUUGGAUAGCGAAUUUAAUUCAUGUUUUAGUCACUCAAUAAUGAUGUUAACACAUGGAUUUCUAAUUAUGGCAGAUGUUUUCUACUCGUUCCUUUGGUAAUAAACUUAGAACUUGCCUUGGAGUUCGGUAAUUUUGUUAUACUUUUUAUAACCAGUUGUAUAUACACUUAUUUUAAUUAUUAACGUAAUAAAACUUUAAAAAUGUAUAAAAAUUAUUUUAACCUUACAAUAACAAAAAUGAAAAUUUAAGAUCGAAUCAUUACAAAAAGAAUUACUGGUAAUCAAUAUUCAUAUUUUUAUUGUAGUUAACGGUAAAAUAUUUUAACAAUACUAAGUUCUGCAUAGUUUUUACAUGCCAAAUAUACAUCCAAUUCUAAAACCGAUUACAUUUUUCAUUAAAAAUCUUAAAUAACACUUUCACAUAUCACAUUAUGUAUAUAUUCUAAUUUAUAAAAAAAAUCUAUCUUUAAAAUUCUAUUCUUAAGUGGUUCACGACUCAGUAAACAAAAUAAUGAUACUUGUUUAAGACGUCGUUAUUUUCGUAGUAAUUUUUUAAUCAAUCAAGUUUUUUCUGGAUGGUCAUGGCUUCUACUGCUACAUUAUUUAGGUACAUUAUAAUUAACUGUGCUGAAUCAGUAAACUUUCACUACUCACAUUAUUGUCCCUCGCACGACGCAUUGAAGGAGACAUAGAAAUACAGGGCGUCCGGUCUUGUUAGCGCUCUCAUGUGUACAUUAUGUGCCAGAUUUUUAUAAAACUUAUGUCAUAGGUUUUUAUCACCAUUGUCCAAAAAUCGGUGCCGAUCAACAAUUUUUGAAAGAGUUAUACCCCUCGGAAUUAAUAAUUUUGUCGGAAAUUGCAUUGUAAGCGUUCUUAUGUGUAAUAUUCUUGCCAUUAUUCUAUGAAACUUAUAUCAACGGUUUAUAUCAGCAAUGUAUCGAACAAGUUCGAAUAUCAGUGCUUAUCAACAAUUUUUAAAAGUGUUAUGCCCCUAGAUAUAUCGGAAAUUGAAACUGCUCUCUAGCAUUCAUUUCUCUAAGAUAUUAUAAAAAUUUUAAGAAAAAAAGAAGUUAUUUUUAGUUAUUGCCCUUGGACAGAUAAAAUUUGUGCAUUACAGGGAACAUUGGAACUCUGUUCUUAUAUUGUAUAUUCUGACGAUAUAACAUAAAGUUUAAAAACCUGAGGGAUUUACAUGAAUUUCAAAAAUAGCGAAAUCGGAUGCGUCGAUAUGGUAAGCGUCUCCUUCUAUGCAUGCAUCACCCGCCAUGCAAAUCAACACUUAAUCAAAAUGUUAAAAUCGGGAAAUGGACACAAUCGAUAAAAUUACAGAUAAGACGACUAUUCUGGAAUAUAAAAAUCUAAGACUGCAGAAACAUGUCGCUGGUGAAAUGAGACACAGACACAUCGUAUCAAUCAAUUGGGUGAUGGUAAUACAUAGUCCCGAUAUCAGUCUGUUUUUUUUUUCUCAAGCUCUUUCGGAGCAGUUUUUAUGCAAACUGCAAUAAAUACAGUCAUUGUCUAUGAGUGAACUGACUUAAAUGAUAUUCCCUUAAAUUUGUAUCUAGGGUACAAAAAUAACUCAGAAAUUGCCUACAUCAAAGAUAUUACUUAUGUAAAGAGGUAUAUCCCUUAGGUUUAAAUAAAAUGUCCUAAGGGUAAGUAGCAAUGAAGCCAUUCACAAUCAAGCUAAAAAUAAGGUUUAUUCCUGCUAUUCCUACAUUUGAUAAUCCAGUAUGUAAAAUGUAAGAAAUCCAUGUAGGAAUAGGAGGAAUGCUUGUCCAACAUGGGAUUAAGGCGGAUUAGGUUGUAAAAACAUGAAGCUAAUUAACUUCAUGUAAAUUUAAAUGAAAUAUCCUUUUAGUUUUCAAUUCAUGUGCAACUUUAGUGUACUAACAGUUUAAAUGGUGUAAAUUAUCUAAAGAAAUAUAUAUUCUUGUCUUUUUUGUACUGUUAAAUUAUAUUUGUUUCCUCUUAUAUCACUGAGAGACAAUAAAUAAAAAAAAAUCGGAA